This is a messenger RNA of Marasmius oreades (fairy-ring Marasmius), 929 nucleotides long. RefSeq lists its product as uncharacterized. The record is from RefSeq and is a predicted model, not a curated record. The transcript is spliced from 4 exons. NCBI's taxonomy places the organism in Eukaryota, Fungi, Basidiomycota, Agaricomycetes, Agaricales, Marasmiaceae. The coding region runs from base 12 to 929 and encodes 305 amino acids.
AUCGAUCGUUCAUGGCAUCUCACACCAAGCACAUUGUCCUCCUCGUAGGAUCAACUGGGAAAACCGGAUCAUCCAUCGUUCGUGCAUUGGCGAAACUGCCGGAGAAAUAUGUUAUAAAAGCCCUCGUACGACGGUCGUCGAUGGACAAGCCUAUCGUUCAAGAAUUUCGAAACCUAGGAGUUGAGAUCGUUCCGGGAGAUUUGGCUGGUGAUACGCAAGAGUCGUUGGAGACUAAAUUGAACAAUGUCGAUAUAGUCAUUAACGCCACUAUACCGGUUGAAGAUGGGAACCAGAACAAACUGUUCCUUGCGGCUAAAAAUGCUAGUGUUAAAAGGGUGGUUCCAUCUGAUUUUGGCCCUUCUGCGCCUCCGGGAGCGAUGAAAUAUCAAGACACUAAACUCAAGAUACGACAAUUCAUAAUCGAAAACGAGAUCCCAUACACUUUCAUCCAAGCUGGGUGGUUGACAUCGCUAUUGUUUCCACAGUCGCAUUCGGUCGCGGGUAAUUCACCGAUGGGAAAACAAUUUUAUGGUUCGGGGAAAGUGAAGACAGCCUAUACCGCCCUCGAACGUGUUGGUGAAUUCGUUGCACGUAUUAUUGGGGAUCCGCGAACCUUGAACCAGAUAGUUCAAGCUUACGAUGGCGAGGCUACGCUCGAAGAGGUUUGGACUAUCGCUUCUAAAGUCACGGGAGAGAAUUUUGAUGAUUAUACUCGGCUCUCGGCGGAAGAUAUCGAGUCUACCCUCAGAGAUGGACCGGAUUUUCUUACCGCUCUUCUCUUCGAGUAUAACCGGUCGGCGUUGAUUCGUGGGGACAAUACGGUUGAAAAUGCUGUUUCGUUGGGAGCAUUGGAUGCACGAGUUUUGUAUCCUGAUUAUGUCCCGCUUGGGUUGGAGGAGGUUGCGAAGCAGGUUUAUGGCAAGAAUUAA